UCAGUGAUAUUGAUUACCUACAGAACGUAGUAAUGAUGAAUAACAAAUGCAGUAUCGCUAGCCCCGCUGCUAGUGUUAUUCCAAAUAACAGCAACGAUAAUGCAAAUAGCAGCGGUACAGUGCUUAUUACUUUACCAAUGGCCAAACGGCGAGUCCUUAAUGCGAUAGUAAUUCCCACAUGUACCACACAAACACCACAAGCUGCAGAUUUAGCUUCACUUUUCGAAUGCCCGGUGUGUUUUGAUUAUGUAUUGCCGCCCAUAUUGCAAUGCCAAAGCGGCCACCUCGUAUGCAAUAAUUGCCUCCCUAAACUUACCGGAUGUCCGAGUCCGACGUGUCGUGGACCUUUGAGUAAUAUACGAAACUUGGCUAUGGAGAAGGUAGCCAGUACAAUCAUGUUCCCGUGUAAAUAUUCGUCAUCCGGCUGUUCGCUUUCUUUACUGCAUACCGAGAAAGUCGAGCACGAGGAGAUGUGCGAAUGGAGACCGUACACUUGUCCUUGUCCUGGAGCUUCGUGUAAAUGGCAAGGAGGCUUGGAGCAAGUUAUGGCUCAUCUUAUGAUGUCUCAUAAGUCUAUAACCACGUUGCAAGGUGAAGAUAUGGUUUUCCUAGCUACCGAUAUCAAUCUACGUGGUGCUGUCGAUUGGGUAAUGAUGCAGUCUUGCUUCGGGUACAAUUUCAUCAAGUUCUUUUCUCAUGCUUAAUAUUCCUCAGGGAACCUCUUGAGGU
Messenger RNA from Planococcus citri (citrus mealybug), 729 nucleotides. Its product is annotated as E3 ubiquitin-protein ligase SIAH1A-like. The coding region runs from base 33 to 704 and encodes 223 amino acids. Gene Ontology annotation, biological process: multicellular organism development; proteasome-mediated ubiquitin-dependent protein catabolic process. Gene Ontology annotation, molecular function: ubiquitin conjugating enzyme binding; ubiquitin protein ligase activity; zinc ion binding. NCBI's taxonomy places the organism in Eukaryota, Metazoa, Arthropoda, Insecta, Hemiptera, Pseudococcidae. The transcript has a single exon. The record is from RefSeq and is a predicted model, not a curated record. Gene Ontology annotation, cellular component: cytoplasm.